AUGUCGACUCCCUCCAACAAUGAAGAACGCAUGCGUCUGCAACUCUCGUCGGUCCCAGAUGCAAGCAGCAGCCCGAUGGUAUUCCCCAGCUCAUCGGCAGGACAUCCGAGCAGUGAUGCUGCACCCCGAUCAGGCUCACGCGUCCAAGGAAUCAGGCGAUCAGCCCAGACUCAUCUCAAUUCGUCAUCUCCUCUGCGCUUCCCUUCCAGCUCAAACUCAACCGUCACCGGUAGAAGGUCCGGCCGUCCGAACCCCUCGAGCGAACCCUUGUUCUUGCCGCCAUCUUCACAUGAAGGUACUCCACGUGCAUCUCGCCCAUCGAACAGACGAGGCGACAUCCACUCUACCGUCCCCUCGCUCUCGUCCCCAUCCGUACAUCCGAGGCUGCACCCGCAAGUCCCCUCCUCGAGCGCUGGGCUAGGCCAAACGCCAAACGCGCCCGGCUCCGAGGCUCCUUCCCAGCACCCAACGUCUAGCCAGGCCGCGCCUCCCGAGCCAGAAACUCAGACAGUCAUCUGGGGAACCCUCGUCUCGCUCCAGGACUCUAUGCAGACCUUCCGUCAGUUCUUGCAGGGCUUCAAGAAAAAAUAUCGCUUGGCUUUCGACCUCAAAAUCUCCGUCGAGGACGCCUCCAUGCUUUCUAACGGCGACCAACUGCUCUAUGUAGACUAUAUGCGCAAGAUGCGUCUCACUUCACAGACAAACUUGAAUUUGGAUUUGAUCAAUCUACUGGCGUUCCCACCGACCAAAAAUCUAUACAACCAAAUCCUCAAUUACCCUCAAGAACUGAUUCCGAUAUGCGAUCAAGUACUUAAGGAUUGCGCGAUCGAAUUAGCCGAAGAGGAUCGAGAGAGGGGAGAUCUAGAAUCAGAAGCGAUACCAACAGACGAGGAGAUCGCGGAGAUGGAGGGCCGGAUCUACAAGAUUCGCCCGUUUGGAUAUGCGGGCCAGUCACCCGAAAGCAGUGCCGCGACCACCGCCGGUCAGCCGGUCCAUCGAGGGGUGAAUAUGCGGCUGCUGAAUCCGGGAGAUAUCGACAAGAUUGUGGCAAUUAAAGGGCUUGUUAUCCGGGCCACCCCGGUGAUCCCGGACAUGAAGCUAGCCUUCUUCAGGUGUCUGAGCUGUGGCCAUGUGACGACGGUGGAGAUCGACCGGGGAAAGAUCGCCGAACCCCAACGUUGUCCCCGGGAGGUUUGCGACCAACCUGGGGGGAUGAGUCUGAUCCACAACCGCUGCGAGUUCGCCGACCGACAGGUGAUCAGACUCCAGGAGACACCAGACGAAGUGCCCGACGGCCAAACCCCUCACAGCGUUAGUCUUUGCGUCUACGACGAACUCGUCGACUCCGCCAAGCCUGGUGACCGGGUCGAGAUCACUGGGAUCUUCAGAAGCGUCGCCGUGCGCGUCAACCCCAAACAACGUGUGAUCAAAAGCCUCUUCAAAACUUAUCUCGACGUCCUACACAUCAAGCGCAGUGACUCGAGACGGUUGGGUGUCGACCUGAGCACCCGGUCGACCGAUGGUCGAGCCAACGACGGUGUCGUUGGAGUGGGCGGAGACGACGAGGAAGAGCAAACUGGAGGAGGUACUUCAGAGGAUAACCUGUUCAGAACCGGCCGAGAUAAUCCGAGCAACCGGGCCGAACUAGAAGAAAAGCUGUUAGAAUUAUCCCGGCGACCGGAGAUCUAUGAGAUUCUCUCUCGAUCCUUGGCCCCUAGUGUCUGGGAAAUGGAUGACGUUAAAAAGGGCAUCUUGUUGCAGCUCUUCGGCGGGACUAAUAAGACCAUCGGCGGCUCGGCUGCCAGUCGUAAUGGGUCUGGUGGCCCACGUUAUCGUGGGGAUAUCAAUGUGCUUCUGGUUGGUGAUCCGGGAGUUAGUAAAAGUCAAAUCUUACAGUACGUGCACAAGAUUGCGCCUCGAGGGGUUUAUACUUCAGGCAAAGGCUCCUCAGCAGUCGGCUUGACGGCCUACGUGACCCGGGACCCCGAUUCCCGCCAACUGGUUUUAGAGAGUGGGGCGCUAGUGUUGAGCGAUGGCGGGGUAUGUUGUAUUGAUGAGUUUGACAAGAUGUCGGAUGCGACCCGGUCGGUGUUGCAUGAAGUGAUGGAGCAGCAGACGGUCUCGAUCGCCAAGGCCGGGAUCAUCACCACUCUCAACGCACGCACCUCCGUCCUGGCUGCCGCUAACCCCGUCGGCUCUAAGUACAACCUCGCCUGGCCUAUAACCAAGAAUAUCGACCUCCCCCCGACCCUCAUCUCUCGCUUCGAUCUCCUCUACCUCGUCCUCGAUAAAGUCGACGAGGCUUCCGAUCGCAAGCUCGCCAAACAUCUCGUCGCCCUCUAUCUCGAAGACCGUCCAGAGACGGGCGGCUUAGACAUUCUGCCUGUGCAAACCUUAACGGCCUACAUUUCGUUUGCACGGAACCACAUCCAUCCGGUGUUAACGGAAGAGGCAUGCGACGCAUUAGUGCGAGCAUAUGUGACAAUGCGUAAAGCGGGUGAAGACAGUCGGACGAGCGAGCGGCGGAUCACCGCGACCACCCGUCAGCUUGAGAGCAUGGUCCGACUCGGCGAAGCCCAUGCAAGGAUGCGCUUCAGUCAGACCGUCGACGUCGAGGAUGUCGAGGAAGCUAACCGGCUCAUCAGGGAGGCGCUCAAAGAAAGCGCCACUGAUCCGAUCACUGGCUUGAUUGAUCUCGAUCUCUUACAAACCGGACAAGGCUUGCACCAGCGGAAGUUAAUGGAAGACUUGAAGCGCGAAAUCCUGAAGCUUCUCGACGCUGCCCAAGCCCAAACGGCGCGUGGUGUGCGUUGGCCCGUGCUCCUCGAGCUGCUCGCGAACCAGUCCUCGAUCCCUAUCGACCCCGCCGAGUUCUCCGACGUCCUCAAAGCUCUCGUCGAGGAGGGCCUUAUCUCGAUCUCAGGCGAACGCGACAAACGCGUCAUCUUCCGCACUUCCUCCUUGAAUCCUGCUUAA
Puccinia triticina is the source of this 2976-nucleotide messenger RNA. RefSeq lists its product as uncharacterized. The transcript is spliced from 7 exons. Gene Ontology annotation, molecular function: single-stranded DNA binding; ATP binding; single-stranded DNA helicase activity. Gene Ontology annotation, biological process: DNA strand elongation involved in DNA replication; double-strand break repair via break-induced replication; DNA replication. Lineage: Eukaryota; Fungi; Basidiomycota; Pucciniomycetes; Pucciniales; Pucciniaceae. The coding region runs from base 1 to 2976 and encodes 991 amino acids. The record is from RefSeq and is a predicted model, not a curated record. Gene Ontology annotation, cellular component: nucleus; MCM complex.